Messenger RNA from Microsporum canis CBS 113480, 522 nucleotides. RefSeq lists its product as uncharacterized. The transcript has a single exon. Lineage: Eukaryota; Fungi; Ascomycota; Eurotiomycetes; Onygenales; Arthrodermataceae. Bases 1 to 522 code for a protein of 173 amino acids. The record is from RefSeq and is a predicted model, not a curated record.
AUGAGAGAUGUUCAGGAUACCCACACUCUCCAGGAUACUCGUUCAGGCGAGCCUGGGUCAACAGUCACCUCGUUAUCUGGCAUGCUGAAGCAGUUCGCGGGCUCGUGGCAGCACCAGCCUGAUCUACAGCCGAUUCCACAGGAUCAACAGGACCAACACGACGGACAAGAUUAUCAACAAGGCAAAGAAAAAAGACGACGAGCUAGAUGUUGCGGAUGCGGGCUCUUCGGGAUCACCUUGACCCUCCUGGUCGUCACUCUUCUCGCCAUCCUCUCCCUCUGUAUAUGCAUCUCCGCUGGCGCCUUCAACCACCAGGCAUCUUCGCCCUCAUCUACUUCUACUUCUACAUCUCCUUCGACCAGCGUCAAGGUCACCGUUCAGCCGCCCACCUCGCUACCGAGUAUCACUACCGGGCCCAGUUCAACUCCAACUUCCAGCUCAACAGAGGAGCCUAAAGAGAAGCUCUCUGGCCUGGUUCCUUAUCUCACCUUCCUCGGAACUCCUACCACGACGCAGUCAUAG